Diplodia corticola is the source of this 672-nucleotide messenger RNA. RefSeq lists its product as uncharacterized. NCBI's taxonomy places the organism in Eukaryota, Fungi, Ascomycota, Dothideomycetes, Botryosphaeriales, Botryosphaeriaceae. Bases 1 to 672 code for a protein of 223 amino acids. The record is from RefSeq and is a predicted model, not a curated record. The transcript is spliced from 2 exons.
AUGCCUGCCGACUCCUUCACCAUCACCGCGCCGCCCGGCACCGACAUCUGGCGCAAACCGCCAAGCACCAACAGCUUCAACGCACCCACGCACCCUCUCCUCCCCUCCGGCCCCAUCCCCCUCCACACCUUCCACCGCGCCCGCCUCACCUUCUCCGCCCCAUGGACAACGCGCUACGACCAAGCCGGCCUCCUGCUCCACCUAACCAAAAAACCCACCACUCCCACCACCACCAGUACUCCUCCCUCUCCCAACGCGCAGCAGCACCACCCCACCGACCGCUGGCUCAAAACCGGCAUCGAGUUCUACCACCACCGCCCGUACCUCAGCACCGUCGCCACGCAGACCUUUUCCGACUGGAGCAUCGCGCCGCCGGCGGCGAGCACGCCCGCCAACGCGACGGGCCCGGUGACGGUGGAGGCGCGGCGCGAGACGGACGAGCUGGGGACGAGCUUGUGGGUGUAUCAGUUGGUGUUGGGGGCGGAUGGGGAGGUGCUGGAGAGGUGGCCGGUGAGGGAGUGCGGGUGGUGGUUUGCGGAGGAGGAAGGGCGGGAGUGGGUGGUAGAUGUUCGGGCGAUGGCGGCGCGGCCGGCGGAGGGGGAGGCCGUGGUUGGGGUGGAGGGCUUGGUGGUGGGGUUUGAGGGGGUGGAGGUGGAGGGGAGGGAGGGGUGA